This is a messenger RNA of Pseudo-nitzschia multistriata, 3633 nucleotides long. Lineage: Eukaryota; Bacillariophyta; Bacillariophyceae; Bacillariales; Bacillariaceae. The record is from the annotation of a GenBank genome assembly.
CUAUGUAGAAAUGAGUACUGUGGUUUUUGCUUCAAUUUAAUGUCCUGAAUGCUCUGCUUAACAGUCUGRAAGUUAGGAGGGGAGGUGUCCUCUUCUUCCUCUUUUUUAGAACCCUUCUUCCUUUUUUAGGCAGGUGCAAGACUGAAUGAAGAAUGCAGAUAAUACUAGGGUCUAUGUAGGCCUACUACACAAUAAAGUUAACAUUCUGUACGUUAAAUAAACAUUUGGAACAGCUUUAUUUCUAACAUUUGGAAUGUUAAAUURACUUUGGGAAUGCUCUAUGAACAAUGKUUUCAAUUGAUCCCCAACACAUAGUAAAAAUUGAACUUUUGUUAAUUCAGGGGUUUGGAACSUUCAAUUAACGUUCUGAAUGUGAAURUGAAUGUGAAUGUUCUGAAUGUUAGUAGUGUUAACAUUCCAUAAGUUAGCACAGUAGGAAUAUGUAGGAUUUCUACUAAAACUGGUGGUGGCAUGCUGGCAGGCCCAGCAGCUGCUGAUCCAGCUGAUCAGCAAGCUGCUCAGAGAGAAGCAAACUGGAUCUAUUUGAAGGUCUGUCGUACAAAAGCUAUGUAGAAAAUGCUGUAGAAAAUUGUGGAUCAAGGGGAUACACUGUAGUUUUUGGUCAAAAUGGAAUGGUUCAGGUCUGAUGAAGCUAAUGACAGCUCUGGGAGGCUGUGAUGAUGGAAUACUCUCCUCCUCAGAUGAUUCUGAUUUGGAUCAGGAGGGGGAAGUUGUUGUUCCUGUCCCUGUUGAUACUGCUCCUCCUCCAGYCGCGCCAGCAGGCAAGUAGGUUGAUGUUGUUGGUUCCAGUGUGUGUGUUGUUUUUGUUUGUUUCAAGCUGGUUUGGUUGGUUAUCAAGGUUUGUKGUAGUGUUUUUGUUGUUUUCUUUGUGAUUGGUUGGUUGGUUGGGGGUUUCUGGGGUUUCUGUGGUGAGGACAYUGUGCACGAUGAGCAGGUCGGUGAGGGUUGCUGCUUCCGUUGGCCAGAGGUCUUCAAGGCAGCUGGUGAUUUGUGUGGAUAGUUCUUCAGAGAAAGGGAGGGUUGCGCUUGUACUGUUGAGUAGGAGGUUGCUUGUUGUUGGGUCUCCAUUKUUGCACKUGCAUGCUGCCAUUGGCGUUUGGAUCACGGUGCUGGGAGUGUCAAGUGCCUGUUGACACAGCAGAGUGUCAUGUUGGUUGCUGUAUGUUCUGUUUGGUGGUGAUUCCUUUUGUCUUCACCAGAUUAUCUUSGUGUGUGUAUUGAAACUUGUGCUGUGGUGAYRAUAAGCUUGAUGUGUUGGGGUGAAUCUUCUUCUUUCACAUCAUGUCUCAUGCUACCGUGGCAGUCCUUCACCGCAAUACUUUCGAGAAUGAGGCCAAGGCUUGUAGAGGUGUAAAGGCUAUUGUAUUUGUGGGUACUGCAAUUUCCAAGGUAACCUUUUGUCUGGUUAUUGUCUUUCGUCUGUAUGUCGUUCCCAAUACUCAACAAAUUUGAGCCAUGAACUCAUCUAGUGACCUCUAUUAAAAACAUCAAACAACAAAAAAUUUAAGCCUACCCGCAUUUUUUGAUCACAUCACCGUUACUUCUUCAGUCUCAGCCUUUUCUCUAGUCAUUUUUCUUACAUUUCGCUUUGAAACUAAGAGCUACUAGUGAUCACAAUGUUUGCGCAGCUUUCAUAUGAUUGAUUCGAUGAAAUUGAUGAGGUCGAUUCAUGAACACUUGAUCAAACUCCACGAAUUCAUUUGAAAAGGCGCCAGGAGACAAUGUCCAUUUCGAUCGYAUUGAUACCGUCUGAUGCGUCGAAAUCUCUCCAGACCCAGAGCAUCUCAUGGGAUGAAAAGYGUAACGUCAACAGUGGCCCAUUUGCAUCCAAAUUGCACCAUCGAAUAUUGUCACUGCUACAUAAUGGUGAGAGAGAUGAGGAAAUAGCAAACAGCGAACUUUCUGAGAUUGAUGAUCGAAUAGAAGUUCCGCUUUUGCGGCCGCUGGGUGAUUCCCCUGGUCUCUACGCCUAUUUCACAAGCUCCGGGACACCGAAUCUAAGGCAAGAAUUGGCGACUCCUAAUAUUCGGGCCACACGAUUGGCGAUGGCUUGUGGUUUAAUGAAGCUUCGAUUCUAUGGGAAUGUUGUGAUUGCACGGUCAAAUCCUUCGGGACGACCUAGAUGGUCCGAUGUGACGAUAGAAGACAUUUGGGGGCCUUGCGAAGUUUCUCCCGAUCUUAGACCAAAGAUUCAAAUUGAAUUAGCGGUAGGUCUUAUUGAUGAAAGUAGCAGGAAAUACCGAAUCACAAAGGAAGAUAUUGKGGCUGCACCAGAAUGGAUAAAAAAUGCAGCCGAACAAAAUUACCAUGACGCCGCUGUCGUUGCACGAAUGGCAGAAGUCAUGAAUACCGAAGAGAACAACAAAGAUGACGACGAUAACGAUUCAAAAAGCGAUGACAGCGUUUAUGGCCACAACUUURAUAAUGUUAUGAAAAAGAAUGAAGAAAGAAGCUCAAUCGAAUUCUCUGUAGCAGCAAAAAGUCCUCUUUGUUUGCAUUGUAGAAGACCUACCAAUCACCUCUGCGAAGGCUGCGGUGGAGCCUAUUUUUGCCCUCCUCCUCUCAACUGCCGUGAAGUAGGAUGGUCUCAUUCAUGUCAGUGCCGUACCUGGAAGACAUAUGUGGCACAUCGAGAGGAAUUAUCCGCCUUUGACUAUCUUGAUCCGGAGUGGCAAGCACCACUGACAACUCGGGAAUUCCAGUUGUCAGAAGAGCCGUACAGGAAGUUUUUGACAUCCAGAUUGAUGAUUAAGCAAACAAUGAACUCAAUKAACGAUUCUGAUAAUGAAACUGAAAAUGAUGAUUCUUCUUCGUCAUUCUCUUCUUGGUGGUCGACUGAAACAGAUGGAUGGGCUGGCGGUGACAGUAUCAGCGCCCGACAAGUGGACAUUACGCUUCGAAGUUCCUUCGAAGAAGGAUUCGCUCCCAUCCCCUGGAAUCAACUUCCGCCACCACAGAGAGUCUGCAGUGAAGACUAUGAACGAGCGGGACUGCUAGAGAGAGAGAACAGCAAAAAUACGGUUGGUCUGUGGAGGCUAACCAGUUGGGAAGAUUACUACCGCCUUCGCAACAUUCCUCCUGAAAGUCCGGUGGCUCUAUUGUGUACUUUUCCCCUUACUAUAUACCAUGCUAUCACUGAAUUUGGAGAUGUACCCGUGACCGUAGCGCGUAUGUUACAGCGCCCACUACGUAUCCAUGUCGUGGGAACCGAAAAGGAACUGAAUUUUUUGGAUCUAUUUCAAGAAUUAGGKUUUCUCUUGCCCGAAGAGUUGAAGGUAAGAAAUAAGUUGCAGAUGAACAAAACCACGAGAAAGACUCUGUUACAAUCAACUUCUAUGCUUUGAUGGGCACUGAUGGUUUCUUUUUGGUUUGGUGCGCUUCUAUUGUGUACUGUACUGAAUAAAUAGGUCGAGCUGAUUUUUAUAGCCCGGGAAGACAUGCUUCCGACAAAAUGCAGGACGAUAAAUUCAAGAAGCGAUAAAGAUGACGACGAUCGUUUUUUGUUGAGAGUCGAAAUGACAAGCAACUUAACGGUUGGAGUGGUUGGUGGUACCUAUGGGGGAGAAAGGAAGAACGAUUCUUGUUCUUCUACUAUAAACAAGUCAAAAAGUG